Messenger RNA from Rotaria sp. Silwood1, 603 nucleotides. The record is from the annotation of a GenBank genome assembly. Lineage: Eukaryota; Metazoa; Rotifera; Eurotatoria; Philodinida; Philodinidae.
AUGGAACAACCCGAAUCUAAUCCAACAUUUUGUACAAAUAAUUGUGGAUUUUAUGGUUCAUCACAAUUUGAAGGCAUGUGUUCAAAAUGUUAUCGUGAACAUGUUAAUCGUUCAUAUAAUGCUGGACGAACGAAUUCAUUUAACAGUUAUUAUUCAUCUUCUAAUACUCCUGUGACAUCUCAAAAUCUUCUAACAGAUCAAGUCAUUGAAGAUAAUACAACUAAUUCAAUAGAAAAUGAUAACAGUGAUGUUCAAUUACAACAAGAAACUGAUGCUAGUCAUCUUCUUCAUGUUUCAUCUGCACCAAUAUUAUCAAAUGAAAUUGACGCAAUUACAAAGAAUGACUCCAUUAUUGGAGAAACAAAUUCAUUACAAGCUUCUCCUGUUAAUGUCGAAAAGAAAAAACGUAAUCGUUGUUCAUGGGAAACGUGUAAUAAAAAACUUGGUUUAACCGGUUUUAAUUGUCGUUGUGGUGGUCAAUUUUGUUCAUUACAUCGUUAUGCAAAUGAACAUAAUUGUACAUUUGAUUAUAAAGAAUAUGGCCAAAAUGAAAUACGUAAAAAUAUGCCUGUUGUACAAGGUGAACGUGUUCAAAGAAUUUAG